Messenger RNA from Metarhizium acridum CQMa 102, 3066 nucleotides. The record is from RefSeq and is a predicted model, not a curated record. NCBI's taxonomy places the organism in Eukaryota, Fungi, Ascomycota, Sordariomycetes, Hypocreales, Clavicipitaceae.
AUGGCAUUCAACCCUAACUUCGUCAUGGAUGCUCCUGAAAGCUCAGCUGCGAUGCCGAGCCGUCACCACAAUGACGACGAUGAUCUCGACCCGUUGCAGACCACCGGCUUCCGAAGCAAACCAAGAGAAUCAGUCCAAUCACAAAAGGACAAUCCGCUGGUUCAAGAUUCAGAAUUCUCCCCAGCAGGUGGAGGAUCUUUUCAGCGCAGGUUCCCGGCGUUGGAGAUGUGGCAGACAACCAAAUUUGCAGACAAGCGGGAGCGGGCUCAAUCGAUCCCAAGCAGAGCUUGGAUACCGCUGAUGGACAGCCUCAUAGAAGAAGAGGAGGACGAGGCGUCGGAUUCGUCUAGUUUCCAGAACGACUCGUCUCCAACCGAGAGCGAAGGGGAAGUAGACACCCGACUGGAGAGCCUGCGUCACAAGCCUUGCGUGCCCGACAAGAAAAGAUUUCGAAAACUCAUAAGAUUAAAUAAACACUGUACAGGAACGUGCAGGGCGCAAAGAGAUGGCCGGCUAAGCAUCUCGGUGCACGAAACCCAGGGGACAGGAUACAUGGCGAAUGCCAUGGGCGCCGUGACACACAGCAUGCGUCCCAAGAAGAGAGCCACUGUUCCGAUGAAAGCUAUACCAGCGCUUCAUCAGAUUCCUAAAAAGGUCAGCAUUCUCAUCAUGGUGGUUGGGUCCCGCGGUGACGUCCAGCCGUUCCUGCGAAUAGGCAAAUACCUCAAGGAGGUGUUCCACCACCGCGUUCGCAUCGCCACGCACCCGGUCUUCCGAGAGAUCGUACAAGAGGCCGGACUGGAAUUCUUCUCGGUGGGCGGCGACCCCUCGGAACUGAUGGAGUUCAUGGUGAAAAAUCCCGGCCUGGUCCCGACCCUUCAGACGUUGAGAGCCGGUGAAAUCGGAAGACGUCGAGCAGCAAUGGCUGUCAUGUUUGACGGGUUUUGGCGAGCUUGCAUCCAUGGCACCGAGGACGAGGAGACGAGCCUAAGAGCCGAUGCCAUGGAGGGAAGAGAAGAUAUCUUUAUUGCAGAUGCCAUCAUAGCCAACCCGCCCAGCUUUGCACACAUCCACUGCGCCGAAGCUCUUGGGAUCCCGCUCCAUUUGGUCUUCACCUUUCCCUACACGCCGACUCAGGCAUUCCCGCACCCCCUGGCUAUUAUCAAGGGCGGCAACAAGUCUGGGAGUGACAAAGGAUAUGCAAACUUCAUGUCAUAUCCCCUUGUUGAAACGAUGACGUGGCAAGGCUUAGGUGACCUAAUCAACGACUUCCGCGUGCAGAAGCUGUCCCUAGACGCCGUGUCUACUUUCUGGGCUCCGUACGCAAUACAUCGAAUGCAUAUUCCGUUUACAUACUUGUGGUCGCCAGCCCUGAUCCCAAAGCCUGCAGACUGGGGUGAGGAAAUCAACAUCUCUGGGUUUGUGUUUCUCGAUCUAGCAUCAACGUUUGAGCCGCCUCAGGCACUGGUGGACUUCCUAAAUGCCGGAGAGCCACCAAUCUAUAUAGGAUUCGGGUCUAUCGUGGUGGAAAAUGCAAAUGCCUUCACAAGGAUGAUAUUUGAUGCCGUUAAAAAGGCCGGUGUUCGGGCUCUCGUUUCAAGGGGUUGGGGUGGCCUGGGUCAAGACGACGUGCCGGACGACAUCUUCAUGCUGGACAAUAUACCGCACGACUGGUUAUUCCCGAAGUACUUUUGGGGCAGCAUAGUAGCCAAGUCUGGUGCUGGCCCGCAGCCCAUACCAUGCAAGCAUCUUAACGCGGAUAAGUUGGCUGAUGGGAUUCGAUAUCUUCUCACCACAGAAGCCCAGGCGGCGGCAGGCAAGAUUGCAGAGUCCAUUAGACGUGACGGGGACGGUGCCGUAAACACAAUGGAGAGUUUCCAGAAGCAGCUCCAAUUGUACGGUCCUCCUACCUUUAGCUGCUCAAUAAUCAAGUCGGACGUCGCCGUGUGGGAGGUUAGGGGCACGCAUAUUAAACUGUGCGUGCUUGCCGCGGCAAUCCUAGUAGAUAGCGGUCAACUCUGCUGGAAGAAGCUACGUCUGCUGCGACACUCGGCGUGGAGCGACUUUGUAGGACCCGGCGAGCCCGUAACGGCUGUAGCUGAAUCAGUUAAAAACUCCCUGAGAGAUAUGUUUAGCGGUAUUGCGGGCGCGCCGUAUCGUGUUGGGAAGACAGCCAAACGAAGGAUACGGCACCAGCUGCGAGAAAGGAGAGACAAGAAGAACAGAGAUAAUAGACUGCCAUCGUCAUCGAAUACUUCAGUCGAGAAGGCGAGCGUGGCUGCAAAAAAGCAGAACAAGACGCGAAAGCUAUCGCUCACUCCGGUGCCAAGCGUGAGGCAGUACGGCAAGGAUAUUUCGACAAGUAUGCGUAAAACAGGGUUGGCUGUCGUGAGGGCUCCCGCACUCUGUAUCGUUGCUCUUGCUCAGGGCCUUCACAAUGCCCCGCGACUAUAUGGUGAUGAUACCGUCAGACGAUUGACGAGGGUAACUGGCAUUCGCUCCGGACUGUUAGCUUCGCGCAGGGAGUUUAUAUGGGGGAUUUAUGAUGGCGUUACGGGAGUUAUUCGUCUUCCAAUUCAGGGCGCCAAGAAUGAAGGCGUAGUUGGGUUUGUCAAAGGCGCCGGCAUGGGCAUGGGCGGCUUGGUGUUGAAACCCAUCUCUGCUAUAGUAGGUCCCUUUGGGUGCACCAUGCAAGGGCUCAUGCAGCAGAUACAACGUCGACGUAGUCCGGUCAAGUUUGUUCGCCUCGCGCGUAUUGCUGAGGGUCAGCGAGAGUUGGCGAAUUUGCAGGCGGCUGAGGCUGAGACGGUCAGGCAACAAGUGUUGGCAGGCUGGCAGGUCUUGGAUAAGUUGAGCCAGGCGGUUGCAAGCGCGCAGGGCUACUUUUUCGGCAAAGUCGACAAAACUGAGUUCAUGUUUAUGAACGUGGAUAAAGCCAAGGCGUGUCUGGAUGAUUUAUGCUCUGGGAAGAGUCUUCGGCAGGUUAUGGAUACGUACAAGUCGUGGAACGUCAAGCCGCAUGAUCCAGCCGCAAGACCAGGAACAUCUCGCAGCACGAGAUCAUAG